This is a messenger RNA of Arctia plantaginis, 2490 nucleotides long. The record is from the annotation of a GenBank genome assembly. NCBI's taxonomy places the organism in Eukaryota, Metazoa, Arthropoda, Insecta, Lepidoptera, Erebidae.
AUGUCAAAUUAUAUGGUGGUGCGUCGCUUUUUUGCCAAUCAUUGCCGCAUUAGAGCAAAUUCAAACGUAUUUACUGUGAAACAACGGAAAUUAUUUACUUCCGCAAAAGCAAUAACAACAAAUCAUUUCGUUACCAACAAAAAUAUAUUGUGCGCGCACGCAUCUACGUCGUUGACCCCCCAGAAAAUGGUCUUCAAAUACCCAGAGGUGAGGAGAGACGAGACCGUCGUCGACGACUACCAUGGUACCAAGAUUGUCGACCCAUACCGUUGGCUAGAAGACCCCGAUUCGAACGAAACCAAAGAGUUCAUAGAGGCAGAGAACAAAAUCACAAGGCCGUACCUGGACGCAUGCCCUGUCAAAUGUGACGUCAAUCAGAGACUCACCGAGCUCUGGAACUACCCCAAAUACUCAUGCCCCUUCAGAAGGGGAAACAAAUAUUUCUUCUUCAAAAAUACCGGAUUACAGAAUCAAAAUGUAUUAUACGUGCAAGACAGCCUGGAAGGAGAGCCCCGUGUGUUCCUAGACCCAAACACACUGUCCGAGGAUGGCACGGUCGCACUCUCAGGGUCGCGCUUCACAGAGGACGGCAACACUUUUGCGUACGGCCUCUCCGCCAGCGGCUCCGACUGGAUCACUAUACACCUGAAAGAUGUCGCUACAGGUGAAGAUUAUCCAGAAGUUCUAGAAAAGGUGAAAUUCGCGUCAAUGUCAUGGACUAAAGACAACAAAGGUUUAUUUUAUUCUAGGUAUCCGGAGCAGACGGGCAAAACGGACGGAUCGGAAACAGAAGUAAACCGCGACCAGAAGCUGUGUUACCAUCGCCUCAACACUCCACAGUCUGAGGACGUCAUCACUGUUGAAUUCCCCGAAGAACCCCUAUGGAGGAUAGGUGCUGAGGUGACAGACUGUGGGAGGUACCUGAUCGUGUCCCCAGUGAAGGACUGCAGAGACAACCUGCUAUUCUUCGCUGAUCUCAGCAAGACGCCCGAGAUCAACGGCAAGCUUAACUUGACACAGAUCGUGCACAAGUUCGAAGCCGACUAUGAGUACAUUACAAACGAAGGUUCCAUGGCCAUAUUCCGUACAAACAAAAACGCACCUAAUUAUAGACUGAUCAAGAUCGACUUGCACAACCCCGCCGAAGAGAACUGGCAAACUCUGUUACCUGAACAUCCCACUGAUGUUUUAGACUGGGCGUCUGCGGUAGACAACGAUAAACUCGUCAUUCACUAUGUCAGAGAUGUAAAGAGUGUGUUGCAACUGCACGAUAUGCGUUCAGGCGAUCUUCUCCAAACGUUCGACUUAGACGUAGGUUCCGUGGUCGGGUUUUCCGGAAAGAAGGAGCAGACGGAGAUCUUCUAUCAUUUUAUGUCUUUCCUCACACCCGGUGUCAUCUACCAUGUUGAUUUCAAGAAAAAACCUUACAAACCAACGGUGUUCCGAGAGGUGAAAGUAAAGGGUUUCGACCCGUCCCAGUAUGAAGCCAAACAGAUAUUCUACUCAAGUAAAGAUGGCACUAAAGUGCCUAUGUUUAUUGUUUCCAAAAAGGGUUUGGCACGUGACGGGUCGAACCCGGCGCUGAUCUACGGCUACGGAGGGUUCAACAUCAACAUCCAACCGAGCUUUAGCGUCACUCGUCUAGUGUUUAUGCAACAUUUCAAUGGUGUUGUCGCCAUACCCAACAUACGAGGCGGGGGUGAGUACGGAGAGAGAUGGCACAACGCGGGUCGGCUGCUCAAGAAACAGAACGUAUUCGACGACUUCCAAGCCGCCGCCGAGUACUUGAUCAAGGAGCAGUACACCAAGCCGUCGCUCGUGACCAUCCAGGGCGGCUCCAACGGCGGGCUGCUGGUGGCCGCCUGCAUCAACCAGCGCCCCGACCUCUACGGGGCCGCCAUCGUGCAGGUCGGCGUGUUAGAUAUGCUCCGGUUCCAGAAAUUCACGAUCGGUCACGCUUGGGUGUCUGACUACGGCAGCUCGGAUAAUAAAACACAGUUCGAAUACUUGCUCAAGUAUUCGCCUCUACAUAAUAUUCACAAACCCAUGAAUGGGACGGAGUACCCGGCGACGCUGAUCCUGACGGCCGACCACGACGACCGCGUGGUGCCGCUGCACUCGCUCAAGUUCAUCGCCGCGCUGCAGCACGCCGCCACCGCGCGCGGAGCUCACCAGCGCCGCCCGCUGCUCGCGCGCAUCGACAACAAGGCGGGCCACGGCGGGGGGAAGCCCACCGCCAAGAUUGCGGGCCACGGCGGGGGGAAACCCACCGCCAAGAUUGUAAGUGCACCCUGUACUCGCUACGGCGCAUCGACAACACGGCGGGGGGAAGCCCACCGCCAAGAUUGUAAGUGCACCCUGUACUCGCUACGGCGCAUCGACAACAAGGCGGGCCACGGCGGGGGGAAGCCCACCGCCAAGAUUAUCGAUGAACACACCGACAUUUUGUGCUUUAUGAGCCAAGCGCUCGAUCUGAAGUUUUACAAAUAA